GAAUGUUGACUCCUGUUCUCUGUCACCUGUCAGAAUCCAUCCUCCUGUCACUGUCUUAUAUGGACAAGUCAGUCCAGGGUCAUGUGACCUUGGGUUGCUAAAAACAGCUCCAUCACCCAUCUGAGCCAGGCCUGGAACAAUGUCCUCCACAGAGAGAGAGACAUAAAGGACACUUGAUCAGGUCCUUGGAAUUAUUUCCAGGAAACACUUACAGAAGCCGUUCGGGAGCACCUUUCCCUUGGCAGCACACUCAGGGACAGGGACGGCGAGGAAAUGAGCACUUCUCUGAAUUACAAGUCUUUCUCCAAAGAGCAGCAGACCAUGGAUAACUUGGAAAAGCAACUGAUAUGUCCCAUCUGCCUAGAGAUGUUCACGAAGCCUGUGGUCAUUCUCCCUUGCCAGCACAACCUGUGCAGGAAGUGUGCCAGUGACAUCUUCCAGGCCUCUAACCCGUACUUACCCACAAGAGGAGGUACCACCGUGGCAUCGGGGGGCCGCUUCCGCUGUCCCUCCUGCAGACAUGAGGUGGUGUUAGACAGACAUGGGGUCUAUGGAUUGCAGAGGAACCUGCUCGUGGAAAACAUUAUUGAUAUCUACAAGCAGGAAUCCACCAGGCCAGAAAAAAAAUUGGACCAGCCCAUGUGUGAAGAGCAUGAAGAGGAACGCAUCAACAUCUACUGUCUGAACUGUGAAGUGCCCACCUGCUCCUUGUGCAAGGUUUUUGGCGCUCAUAAGGACUGCCAGGUGGCUCCCCUGACCCAUGUGUUCCAGAGGCAGAAGUCAGAGCUCAGUGAUGGUAUUGCUGUACUUGUGGGAAGCAACGAUAGAGUCCAGGGUGUGAUCAGCCAGCUGGAGGACACCUGUAAAACUAUUGAGGAGUGCUGCAGAAAGCAGAAACAGGACCUGUGUGAGAAGUUUGAUCACCUAUACGGCAUCCUGGAGGAGAGGAAGACUGAAAUGACCCAAGCCAUCACUCGAACACAGGAGGAGAAACUGGAACAUGUCCGAACUCUUAUCAGGAAGUAUUCCGAUCACCUGGAGAACGUAUCCAAGUUGGUGGAGUCAGGAAUCCAGUUCAUGGAUGAGCCUGAAAUGGCAGUAUUUCUGCAGAAUGCCAAGACCCUGUUGCAAAAGAUCGUGGAAGCAUCAAAGGCAUUUCAGAUGGAGAAACUAGAACAAGGUUAUGAGAUCAUGAGCAACUUCACUGUCAAUCUCAAUAGAGAAGAAAAAAUUAUCCGUGAAAUUGACUUUUCUAGAGAAGAGGAAGAUGAAGAAGAUGCGGGAGAAAUAGAUGAAGAAGGAGAAGGAGAGGAUGCAGUAGAAGUAGAAGAGGCAGAAAAUGUUCAAAUAGCAUCUUCAGGGGAAGUGGAGACUCUGGAGGAAGCUGCAGAGCCCUCUCAGCUGGCCGCAGAGCUCCAGGUCGCCCCAGAGCCACUACCUUCUUCCUCUCCAGAACCAUUGUCAUCCAUGCCACCUGCUGCAGAUGUCCUGCUGACACAGGGGGAGGUGGUGCCCAUUGGCUCUCAGCAGACCACACAGUCUGAAACUUCAGGCCCUUCAGCAGCGGAAACUGCGGAUCCCUUGUUUUACCCUAGUUGGUAUAAAGGCCAAAGCCGGAAAACCAGCUCCAACCCACCUUGCACUCAUGGGAGUGAAGGUCUGGGUCAAAUAGGGCCUCUGGGCACUGAGGAUUCCAGUGUGCAGUCCGCAGAAGUGGCAGAAGCCGCAACCAAUGAGCAGGCAGCAGUGAGUGGUAAGGAGUCUAGUUCAACUGCAGCUACCUCUCAGUGUUCCUCUUCUGUAGGCUCAGAGAUGCACUCCUCAGAAGCCUUGAUGUUCAGCCAUCUAAAACUGUUUCACUCAAGGCCCCAAGCUCCCUCCCUAUAGUACAGGGGCCCAUGCACUGUCUCAAAAAGACUCCCUCCAUUACCCUUGCAUGGAGAACCUGACGUCAUAGACAAUUAUUCAGUAUUCCAGUAGGGAUGAACCCUCCUAUUGGCCAUUAGAGGGGUCCAGCUUAGCAGAGGGAGAAGCAACAAAGAACCCAUUCAGGAGCAUGUAGGUCUAAUGUAGGCUUAGGAGCAGCGUUCCCCCUGUCUUCCCAGAGAUGUUCAGGAGGCACCCUGUCGAGAAUGCUGUUCAGGUCAGACUCUGCACUAGUCUAGGACUAAGUGAUUUCUCAGUUUUCUUAGAACCUUUAUUCUUUUCAGGGUCUUUCCUUGGAGAGGAGGUCUCUGAGAAAAAGAUACUGCUUGUGUAGCAGUCAUUAGGUACAUAGAGCGAAGAGACAGGCAUUAAUAUGCACAUAAAACCAUAAGAAUCUAAAUCAAAGAAAAUCCAUUAUUUCAUUCAACAGUCCCUUCCUUAUGUUUCAAGUUACACUUCUCAUAGGCAAGCUAUUAGGUUUGCUUAGGGAGUGACAUAUUAUAUUUUGAUUUUAAUCCUUUGAAAGUUACCAAUUUAGUUAGCAGUAUUUGCAGAGCUCAAGUACAUUCACUUUUGAGUGAAGGGCUCUACUGGCCUAAGCCCUUGCUCCGUGCGCCCUUAGCCAAGUCCAGGAUCCUUGGAGCUAAAAGGCACCAGCUAUUUUAGGUUCCCUAACCUGUCAUGAAAGGCCUCUCUCCUGUCUCAUUAGCCAUCUGCUCUGCAGUGGCUGUAGGAUCUCUGUGUGUACCAGCUGUAUCUGUAACUGUGUGAGCAAAACCUCCACCCACCUAAUGUCUAAACAGUCAGCUGUGAACUUGUAUACAAUCAAAUGUCCUGGUCAUGCAUAUCAUCUAUUCAGUGGCCUGACUCCUGCUCUUCACAUUAUCUGUGGUAAAAUGGAAUCAUAGCCAAUGGUCUUGGGCACAAAAACAGGGACAGAAAGCUACAUGGUUACUGGAAGCAGGUGCUAACUGUGGAUCUGAAUAAUUGUCUAAAGGGUUCCGGCUAUAUUCUAAGAAUGUUGGUUUGGAACCCUGUCACCUUGUAUCCUUACAAUAUCCUCUGAGGCUGUGAGGGGGUGUCAUGCUUCAUGGCUGUAUGCAUUCAUCUGCCUGUAUG
Mus caroli (Ryukyu mouse) is the source of this 3045-nucleotide messenger RNA. It is a transcript of the gene Trim55, whose product is annotated as tripartite motif containing 55. Gene Ontology annotation, biological process: regulation of microtubule cytoskeleton organization. The record is from RefSeq and is a predicted model, not a curated record. NCBI's taxonomy places the organism in Eukaryota, Metazoa, Chordata, Mammalia, Rodentia, Muridae. Gene Ontology annotation, cellular component: cytoplasm. Gene Ontology annotation, molecular function: zinc ion binding.